This is a messenger RNA of Pseudonaja textilis, 1257 nucleotides long. The record is from RefSeq and is a predicted model, not a curated record. NCBI's taxonomy places the organism in Eukaryota, Metazoa, Chordata, Lepidosauria, Squamata, Elapidae.
UCUUCCGGGAGCAAUUCUGGAAGCGGCCCGAUGGGCAGCCCGCCACGCGGGAGCACCUGCUGAUGGCCCUGGCCGACCUGGACGAGGUCCUCAUCCGCGCCACCCACUCCACGGACAUGCUUUCGGCAGGCAUCACUGGCGUCAGUAUGGAGACGGCGGUGCCCAACUACACCAGCCUGCCCCGGGCUCUGGAAGUGGAGGAAUGCCGCUGCCCGCCCGCGUACCAGGGCCUUUCCUGCCAGGACUGUGCGGCCGGCUACACCCGGACCGGCGGAGGGCUGUACCUGGGCCACUGCACGCUGUGUGAAUGCAACGGGCACUCGGAAUCCUGCCACCCUGAGACUGGCACUUGCUCGCACUGCCUGCACCAUGCAGCUGGAGAGUUCUGCGAACAGUGCGCCCCUGGCUACUACGGAGAUGCCACCGCUGGGACCCCCGAGGACUGCCAGCCGUGCGCUUGCCCAUUGCCAGAUCCUGAGAACCAAUUCUCGCGGACGUGCGAGAGCCUGGAGGGCGGUGGCUACCGCUGCACUGCCUGCGAACCUGGUUACGCUGGCCAGUAUUGCGAACAAUGUGCCUCUGGAUACACGGGCAACCCAAACAUCCAUGGGCAGAAAUGUCUUCCUUUGGGACCCCCCGAGCAGCCCCGCCUGGUCGUCCGAAUCCAUCCCUCCCGGACGGCUGUGUCCCAGGGCAGCGAAGUGACGCUGCGGUGCCAGGUCAGUGGGGAGCCGCCCCAUUUCUUCUAUUGGUCCCGUGAAGAUGGGCGUCCCGUGCCAAGUACUGCCCAGCGCAGGGAGCAAGGCGUCGAGUUGCACUUCGCUAGCAUCCGGCCUUCGGAGGCCGGUGUUUACGUCUGCACCUGCCGAAACCCCCACUUUACCAACUCCAGCCGCAGCGAGGUAGUCGUCACAGAAGGCCCCAGCAAGGCCAUCUCCGUGACGGUGGAAGAGCAGAGGGUGCAGAACGUGAAAGCCGGCAGCGACGUCACCUUCCUCUGCACGGCCAGGAGCAAGUCCCCCGCUUACACGCUGGUGUGGACACGGCAGAACAACGGGAAGCUGCCCAGCCGCGCCAUGGACUUCAACGGCAUCCUGACCCUCCGGAACGUGCAGCCGGAGGACGCCGGCAUCUACAUCUGUACAGGCUCCAACAUGUUUGACAUGGACGAGGGGAUGGCCACCCUCUACGUGCAAGCUCCAUCGAAGACUCAGAUGUUCUAUGGUCCCGUAGAAAUGGUGGAAGGCCACAGACCUU